AUGGCGGGUGCUAGAGAAGAUUCGCGGGCGCUCUUUGGAGCGGGCGUUCGCGCGGCGUUGGAAGCCUGGCCGGCCUUACAGAUCGCUGUGGAGAAUGGUUUCGGGGGCGUGCACAGCCAGGAGAAGGCCGAAUGGCUGGGGGGUGCAAUGGAAGAGUAUUUCAUCCGCAAUGCUGACUUGGAGCUAGAUGAGGUGGAGGACUUCCUUGGGGAGCUCAUGACCAACGAGUUUGAUACAGUUGUGGAGGAUGGGAGUCUGCCCCAGGUAAGCCAGCAGCUGCAGACCAUGUUUCACCAUUUCCAGAGGGGUGAUGGCGCUGCUCUGAGGGAAAUGGCCUCUUACAUCACCCAAAGAAAGAACAGGAUCACAGCCACUGCACUUACAACAGCCAGAGAAAUGGAUGAAGAUGGUGCAGACAGCACAGAAGAGAUGGAGGUCACAGCUACAAAUGAUGCGGCAGCUACAGCUGGGAUCUGCUCUCAGCCUGAACCUUCUGACCCAGACUCGCCCAAGACUAUUCAGGAAGAGGAUAUAGUGGAGGAUGGCUGGACCAUUGUCCGGAGAAAGAAAUGAGUGGAGCUGAAAUGGUUUGGGCCCUUGAGACUAGUUUUAAGGGGCUUUUCUGGAGAUUGCACAUCUCUUGACUGGAUAUGCCACCUCCUCACUCACCUACUUCCCUGCCUAGUUUCCUCCAUAGGAAGAAAAUGGACCUGGCCCAUUGUACUCCCCUGGGUCUUAAAAAUUGCUACCUGAGGGAAGAGGCCAGGUUUGCAGCACACUGCUUGUUGGGUACAAUCAUUGUAGAAGAAAAAGAUGAGUAAGUAUGGAUGGAGGAGCAACUGGACACUGGUUGACUGGGUAGGUGGAUUUGUGAAGGUACAGGACCAUGAGGAGAACUAGCACCCAGUGCUAGGGGGCUGGCUCAGUCAGGAAUGGCGAGAUGAACAUAGAGAUAAUUGAAGAUGUAAAUAAAAAAACAGGUAUACAGUGCUUAAUGUCUAUUGGUGCCAUAUCUGGCCACACAUCUGUGGUUCUAUAAGGUGUUUUGUUUUAAAGGGCAAACAGCUCUCCUUUUGUUUAUUUUCCCCUAAUGGUUUUAAAGACUCUAAACCCAGACUUUUGCAGUACUGGACCACAGGUGAGAUAUAGGUAGAGGACAAAGUUCUGGGGGUGGGCUUUUGAGCAUUGUCUGGCAGGCAGCAGGCAGGCACAGAGGGCUGUUCUUGCUGCUCAGUCUGGUAGAACAACAGAUGGGAUUGGGUGUGCUCUACUCACUUCCACUCUGCUUGCUUCACCUGGCCCCCCUCGCCUCCUACUGCCUCCAGCAGCAGCAGGAGCAACAAGGACAACUGGAAGCAGUCUCCCAUAAAGUAUAAAUAUGGGUUUUGCACAGUAUCCAGUUCACAUGUUUUUGUUGUAGUUAGGUGUCGUAGAGUCAGUUCAGACUCAUAGUGGGCCUGUGUACAACGGAAUGAAACACCACCCAGCCUUGUGCCAUUCUCACAAUUGCACUUAUGUUUGAGCCCACCAAAUCACAUAGCAUCCUAUUUUAUAGAACAUAUGGACAUUAAGUAACACAUACCUUUAAUCAUGGUAUGCUCUGCCCAGAACUUGGAACUUCUCAAGAACAAGACUUCCUUUCUGCUGCUUAUCCUCUAACCCUGGUUCCCUCGGGAAUUCGAAGACUGGCUAGGUGGUGAGCUUAGGAGAGGUGGCCUUUGUCUUCGGUCUUCUCCAACCCCUCUCCCCACUCUUCAUCCCAUCCCGAUUAAGUUUAGGGAUGAGACUUAAGAAUUUAAUAAAUACCUUAAUGUUUAA
Messenger RNA from Echinops telfairi (small Madagascar hedgehog), 1818 nucleotides. RefSeq names its product TSR2 ribosome maturation factor (gene TSR2). Gene Ontology annotation, biological process: maturation of SSU-rRNA from tricistronic rRNA transcript (SSU-rRNA, 5.8S rRNA, LSU-rRNA). The record is from RefSeq and is a predicted model, not a curated record. Gene Ontology annotation, cellular component: nucleus. NCBI's taxonomy places the organism in Eukaryota, Metazoa, Chordata, Mammalia, Afrosoricida, Tenrecidae. The coding region runs from base 1 to 573 and encodes 190 amino acids. The transcript is spliced from 5 exons.